Messenger RNA from Vitrella brassicaformis, 2605 nucleotides. NCBI's taxonomy places the organism in Eukaryota, Vitrellaceae. The record is from the annotation of a GenBank genome assembly.
CGCAUCCAUCAUGUCGUUGAUCAAGCACACCCAAAGAGUCCCACACACGCUCACGCACGGUCGUCACCCAUCCACACGCACGGCAUGCACACCUUACAAAGCACACCACACCCGACCGAAGCACUGACUGACCUCAGACAGGAAAAAGGAAUACGUAUGAGGCGUCUGUAUGUAUGUCACAUCUUAAGACGCACUUGAAACCCGCCCAGGAUAUGAAUGUCCCCCGACGCGUCGUAGUGGAAUAUGAUCCAUCCAAGGAGGGGAUGGAUAAACGACCACAGCAUGCUGUGCUUACCUACCUACCUACCUAGCCUACGCACCGCAUUCUCCCUACAUGUAUGUAUCUUGGGUGCGCGUGUGUGUAUUGAUGGCUACGGUACAGGUCGACCGACCGACCGACCGACCACACAUCCACCGCACCGCACCGCACCGUACGAUGGACUUAGGUCACUGGAGAAAAAUCUGCACAAGAAACACACUCACUGGCUCUCAAAAAUCUUAUAAAGGAAAUGAGCCAAUUGACCCACUCACUGCACAAACACAGACAAACACGCCAUCCCCCGUCCUCUCUCCCCGUCUCCUGUGCUUCCUCCCGGGUCGCGAGUAGCCCUGCCGCCAUGCAGAUAAACGGUGCGGCUCCGCUCCAUACACUGUUUAUCAGCAUGACGGUCGAAAGCGUCAUACGAAAGGAAGCCCGGCUGAUGGAUGAAGCGAGUCAUUUAGUCAACAACACGACACCGCGAUGCAUCCCAUCCAUGUAUGUAAGUACUUAGGCAUGCAAUUCACCCCUUUCCCACGCCCGCACCCAUUCAUUCAUCACUCCCCCUCUGCAGCCUCCACGUCAUACACAUCGCCACUCUGUGCGGGCGGCAUGCCGUCGUUUUCCCCGAACUGCUGGUCGAAGAAGGCGAUCUGCUUGAGGUAGUGCUUCUUUUGGUCGGCCGACAGCCAGGAGGCCUCGAUGCUGUUGAUGGCCACCUGCAAGAUCUCGCCACGGGUGAAGCCCAGGUGCGUGGCAGCGGCCUUGUAGGCAGCACCGAUCCCCGCCCAGUAGGCACUGAUGAUCGCCGGACCGCUGCACACACACAUAUAACACACACAUUUGAGCACACACAUGAGCUGCCUGAUGAGGAGUGCUCUUAAGCUGCUCACUUGUAUGGUGGAUCGUCGCUGUUGAGCGUUAUCUUCAGACCUGACAGAGAGAAGGAAAACAAGAGCGUCGCGUCAGCGGGCUGUAAAGAUAUUUAUGUGUGCAGUGGGAUAUACCGGAGUGUAGCAUGUCUCUGGCAGGGUGUUCCUUGAGCGAGGGCACCACUCGGAGCGCGGCGUUGGAUAUGGGGCAGACGGUAAGGGGUAUUUUCUCGCGCACGAGCCGCUCCAGCAGCUGCCGGUCCUUGAUGCACUGGAUGCCGUGGUCAAUCCUCUCGCAACCCAACACCUGCAGCCACCAAUCAAAGCGCCAAUCGAUGGUCUGCCUGCUUGUGUCCAUGUGCCUGCCUUGUAUGUAUGCUCACGUCGAGCGACUCGGUGAUGUUCUGAGCACAGCCCUCCUCCUCGCCUGCCGAUAACACACAGAUGGAUGCACAUCUUUCAUACGCUCGUAAUGCCAUUGACGAUGCGCUGUGUGCAUCUAUCCAAUCAGCUGUGUGCCUACCCUACCAGCGUGUGCAGUGCAUCUGAGGCCCAUGGCCUUGGCCCUCCUGAACACCUCGCGAAACGGUGCGGCAGGGUAGCCGGCCUCGGCGGAGUCGAGGCCAACGCCAGAGAUCCAGGAGGCAUACGGACGGACCUGCAGACAGACAGACCCACACACCCAUGGCAUGGCGUCAAUCAAUCGCUUUGUGGCUUUCCCCUCCCUCAGUCCCUCCCUCUCUGACUGACCUUGUCCAGGCAUGCCAGCGCAUCCCUGGCCUCCUUGUCGCGGUGGAAACACAUGAUGAGCAUGGUGCUGAUGCCGUACUUGCUCUUCCCCUGUUUGAGUCCCUUCCGCAGCCCAUUCAGCACCGUCUCGAGGCUCACCCCUCGCGACAGGUGCGCCUGGGGGUCGAAGGAGAUCUCCGCGUGGCAGACGCCGUCGUUGUAUGCGUUGGCCAUGUAGCACAGGGCCAGCUCCCUGAAGUCGUCCUCCGUCACCAGCACCUUGGUCGCCAGGUAGUACGAGUCGAGGAAAUCCGAGAGGGACGUGAACUGGUAGGCUUUGUAGGCCUCCUCGAUGCUGGCGAAGGGCAGCCUCACCCUGUUCUUGGCAGCCAGCCGGAACAGCAGCUCCAGGGAGAGGCAGCCCUCGAUGUGCACCUGGUCAGAUCCACGCACACACACACACACACACACGUGACGCACAAAGGUGCAUCCAUCUCAUCCAUCUCGAUGGGAACAGAUCUGUGCAUCUGUGUUGUGCUCUGCGCUUACGUGCAGCUCCGCCUUGGGGAUCUCGGCCGCAUACACCGCCCUCUGGCUCUCCGUAAGAUCUGGACGGCCCUCUUCAGCAAGGUCCAUGACUGCAGCUCGCGUCGGGAGGAACGAGGGAAGGCCGCGCCUUGUUGUUGGUGGGUGUCGGCGUAGCCGCUGAAGCUCCUCAGCUGCUCUGCUCUGCUGCGUGAUUUCG